AUGCUGAAAUGUGAUGGCAUUUGGAAUUUAAGAAAUAAAUUUCUAAUAUUAUUAGCCAUGUUACUUAUUCCCUUGUAUAUAUCACUGGAAUUAUGUUUUUUUAUUUCUGAUCAGUAUGUAUUUUACAGAUGCGCGAUAGACGAAGGUUUGUCAUAUGACAUAAAGGAUGGGAAAUUCGAAUUAAUUGCAAGCAAUGAAUCAGAUAAACUUUUACUUAAGGAAGGGCAACGUAGAGCUGCUUGGAUUGGUGCAUGCAAUCAUUCAGUGAGAUUAUUAUUUGGUUUAUUGACCACAAUGAUAAUUGGUUACAUAUCUGACCAUUUUGGCCGUCGUUUGUCAUUAGGUAUAAUGAUCAUCGGAGAAGCAUUACAAAUAAUCACACUGAGUGUGGUUGUUCUACUCCAAGCUAAUCCAUGGUUAACAAUUAUCCCUGGUUUAUUUGACGGGGUUAUAGGAGGUGGUUUAUUAUCGAUCCAAGCACAAGUUUCAGCAUCAUUAACGGAUUUAGUGAGUAAAGAAUCAAUAGAUAGUCAAGUAACUAAUCAAAAUAAUUUAUGGACUUUAUUCACUUGGUUUGAUGGACUUGCUUUAAUUAGUUUAUCACUUUCAAAUCCUAUAGGAGGUACCCUACUUUAUCGAGGCGGUUUUCAACUACCAGUUAUCAUCUGUAACAUUUUGGUUGGGAUUAGUUUGUUGAUAAUAUUUUUUCUUCCUGAAUCGAACAUUGUAUUUCGUCCGAAAUGUUUAAAUAUAGACACUUUAAAUAAUGAUCAAGACUGUAAAAACAUGAGUAGUAAUAUAGAGAUUAUAUUUGUACGCAGCAGGAAUUUAUCAUUUUGGGAAAUGAAUUGUCAAAAUAUUCAGAACAGUUUCAAGAUCCUAAGUGGAAAAUAUAAACAACACAUCUUAACUGGAUUUAUUGUAUUUUUGUUAUCUACUGUUACAUCAACUGAUUUGUAUAUUAUAUACAUAUAUCUAAUGGGAUAUCCAUUUUUAUGGAAUUCACAGGAUGUUGGGAUUUACUCUGGUGUAACUGAUGUAGUUUCUGCAAUCUUCGCACUUAUUUUCACACUUUUAAUGGCUCGAAUCAUACAUAGAUCAAUAUCAAAAUCAAGUCAUUCAGUCUCUCAGAAUAUAUCUGAUACAAAUGAUAAUUAUAAACAAUUUAAUAAAGCUAAAUGUCAAUCUGUCAAUUUACUUUUAAAAACAUUAAUUUUCAGUAUUUUCAUGAUGUUUAUGAAUCGAACUAUACUUGGUAUAUCACAUCUGUUUACUACAUUUACAGCUAAUACUUUAGUUUAUAUCGCUACUAUACCUAGAUUUGCUAAAGGGUUGAAUAAUCCAAUACUAAGAACUCUUGUAUCCAUGUGGACUGACCAAUCAAAGCAGGGUAUGAUGCAUUCAUUUGUGGCGUUUGUAUCACGAUUGGGCGUACUUAUUUGUUUUUCUGUAUUAAUUUUAAUCUAUUCUUCAACAACUCAUCUAUUCCCUGGUGCAGUAUUUUUGGUCUGUUCCAGUUUGAUAAUUAUUGCACUGAUAACAACUGGAUUUUUAUAUGGAUUAAGCAAUAAAAAUAUGGAUAUUGAUCAGAUAGAAAACACUUCAGAGAAUAUAUAA
Schistosoma spindalis is the source of this 1617-nucleotide messenger RNA. Lineage: Eukaryota; Metazoa; Platyhelminthes; Trematoda; Strigeidida; Schistosomatidae. The record is from the annotation of a GenBank genome assembly.